This is a messenger RNA of Pseudozyma hubeiensis SY62, 2667 nucleotides long. RefSeq names its product candidate lipase. The record is from RefSeq and is a predicted model, not a curated record. NCBI's taxonomy places the organism in Eukaryota, Fungi, Basidiomycota, Ustilaginomycetes, Ustilaginales, Ustilaginaceae. Bases 1 to 2667 code for a protein of 888 amino acids. The transcript has a single exon. Gene Ontology annotation, molecular function: triacylglycerol lipase activity.
AUGCUUCGCCGCAACCGCGCCACCAUAGACUCGACCAUGCGAUCUCUGCUACGAGAGCGACUCCAGACCUCGAUAGAUGGUGUCGUCCGUGGUGGGGAAUGCUCUCGCAGCGUCGCCAACACCAACUCGCUCCUACGCUCCAGAGCUGGCGUCCUUGCCUUGGUCUGCUGGCUUGCUGCCUACUCGUGCUCUCCACCCGCACCGUCCCACCGUCCUGCCAUCACUCGGCCCAGACAGAGUCGACCGGACGCCUCCCGACAAGUUCUCAGCCUAGCUGCUGCGUCGGCACGUCCGAAGCAUACGACACACAAAGUCACCAGUGUGCCACGCAAGGCUGCGGUGCUUCGGAGCGUGCACACCUCGGCACGUCCGAGAUCAACACACCACCUUCCAACAACAUCACAGAACACGAGCUUGUUGACCUCCAAAGCGAAUCACGAAGUCCACUCGACAGCCCAGCGCGCUUCUCUCAGCUCUUUGUCCCAUCCGCACCCGCGAUCCAACCACUGGCUCGAUCGUCUCUCGAGCACGCUCUCAUCUCUAUUAGGAGCCUCCGAACAACGUUCAGAGCGCGAAAAGUCUCGUUCCGAUGCGCCACCUCAAGGCAGACAUCAACGCUCCCGUAAUAUCGGACGCAUCCACAGUGUGAUGCAGGAUCCGCAGAUCUACGACCCCAUCGUGUUGCCACGACAUCCGAUCGUGCUGUGCCACGGUCUUUACGGCUUUGACGUGCGCGGCCCCUUCCUCGGUCUCGAGAUCCACUACUGGGCCAAGACGCUCGACAUUCUGCGCAAAAAGAUGGGUGUGGAAGUGCUCGUGCACGGUGUCCCGCCCACGGGGUCGAUCAAGGAGCGUGCCGAGUCAUUGCACGAGUUCUUGAUGAGCGAUGAAGCAGAUGUUCGCGGCAAGAAGCUCAACUUCGUUGCUCACAGUAUGGGAGGCCUCGAUGUGCGUCACCUUCUGACCCACAUUCGACCACGACCAGAGGAGUACGUUCCCGUCAGUCUCACCACCAUCAGCACGCCGCACCGCGGAAGCCCGUUCAUGGACUGGUGCAACGCCAACAUCGGCAUCGGGAACGACUACAUCGAACAGGCGAUCAAAGAAGCCCGUGCGGAGCGUGCUCACCUCGCAGACAGAGACACGCACGGACCUGCUCGCACCACGACCAAGGUACCUUACUCGCUCAAGUCGCCUCUCUUCACCCGACCGAGACCGCUCGAUGGUUCGAGCAGCUUGGGCAAGAAGAACCUGCGCAGCGGCAAGGCUGAGGAGGCUCAGCGUGCUGCGUCGGACAACGAGUCUGCCACCGAAGCCUUGUUCUCAGCGGCAUCCUCGGUCGUUAAUUCUCUCACCCCGGACGGCAAGUCGACCGACACUGCAGCGGAAAAGGUGAAACAGGCGGUCAAGCAAGGCUCCAAAAACGACGGCUCCCUACCGUUCGGUCUGUCGUCCUUCAUCGGUUCGCUCUCCACCCUCACCGGCUCGUUCAGCUCGUACAUGCUCUCGCUGCUCGACACUCCCGCAUACGCCAUGCUGUCCACCAAGUACAUGAACGAGGUCUUCAACCCCAAGACACCCAACGUCGACGGUGUCAAGUACUACAGCGUCGCCUCGCGUACGCCCAGUCUGGCGAUCUGGCAUCCGCUGUGGCUGCCCAAGCUGAUCUUGGAUGCUGCCGCCGAGUCGAGGACUGCGGGCGGCGAGAUCGACGGCAGUGCGGAUGCGCUCGGUGGAGCGGAUCAGGGCAACGACGGGCUGGUGAGCGUCGAGAGUGCUAAGUGGGGCGAGUUCCUGGGCGUGAUGGAGGGAUGUGAUCAUUGGGACUUGCGAGGUGGGGGUGCGCCGCGGUGGAAGCAGAACAUCAAUCCGAGUACCGGAAGGCCGUAUCCGAACAAGGUUUCGGGCUCGGACGAAGCUGUAGCUACGGUUGCUGCGGCUGGGGAUGCGAAGCAGAGUGAGGAGUCGAGUUCGAACAGUUGGACGGACAUCAAUCGGUUGCUGUUCACAAAGUCGACGGAUGGUGUCGAUUCGAACGAGAAGCCGAUGACGGCGUUCAGAUCGUUCAAAGAGUUGGCGGAAUCGGAAGGCUGGAACGGCGUUUCGUUGCGCGAUCCCGACACCGCCGAAGAGAGCGGUGACGCUGUAGAGAGCAGCAAGGACGACGAAGGAGAGAACACGGCACUCUCGUCCUUCCACCCGCAGCAUCAGGACGACACACUCGUGCACGAGAUCGCCAGCUGGAUCUCGGAUCGCCUGCCGUCGGGAAACGCCGAGAGGAGGGCGAUGGCUCAAGAACGUGACAAGUUGAUCGAGCAAUCCGGAUUGACCUUGUACAAUCCACCGAACACUUCUGUCCAGGACAGCGGCAACGGUGGUAGGAACGAAACGGUCGAUGGUGGUGUCUCGACCAAUGGGUUGACGGAUUUCUCGACCAACGCCACGUUGCGAUCGUCGGUGACGCCUGCAUCGGCAUCGUUUUCGACGCAGCAAGUGGCAUCGGCUGCUUCAGCAGCGAUUUCUCACGUCGUCGGGAAACAGGACAUUGACGAAUCGCAAAGGGGCGCGGAGAAGAUGGAGUCCAAGAGUAGGUCCAACAAGGAGAUUCCGGAGUUGGAACGGUUCUGGAUCGCCUUGUGUCGACAUUUGCACAACGAGGGUCUUUAG